Eucalyptus grandis is the source of this 2020-nucleotide messenger RNA. RefSeq lists its product as uncharacterized. The coding region runs from base 246 to 1397 and encodes 383 amino acids. The transcript is spliced from 4 exons. Gene Ontology annotation, biological process: regulation of DNA-templated transcription; chloroplast organization. Gene Ontology annotation, cellular component: chloroplast. The record is from RefSeq and is a predicted model, not a curated record. Lineage: Eukaryota; Viridiplantae; Streptophyta; Magnoliopsida; Myrtales; Myrtaceae. Gene Ontology annotation, molecular function: double-stranded DNA binding.
GAAAUGUACUUGGAAGGAUGGUAAAUUUCCUCUGCAGAGGUGAAAAUUUCCAUAUGAUGUAGUUUUGCUACUCGUGGAUCUUUCUCACUCUGUUUUCAGGAAGCUCCGGAGUCGUUUGAUCGUUGGUGACUGGAAGUUCUCUCCGCGAGGGAGAGUAAGGAAGAAGAAGAAGAAGAAGAGAGGUCAGUCGAAUCGAAUGCGAUCUUGAUUGUGAUUAUACUCGCCGGUGUCUCAGCCCAAGUCCCAUGUUCAGUUCGCUCUCUAAAACCCUACUUCGCCGCCCGCUGUUCUUGCCCACCACCCUCAAAUUAUUCUCCACCGCCACCGCCACCGCCACCGCCACCGCCAACUCGAAUCGAACCUCUUUCGCGUUCUCUUAUCUCGUGAAUUCAUGUGGGUUGUCCCCGGAAUCGGCGCUGUUCGUUUCCAACCGCGUCACCUUCGAAACCUCGGCGAGAUCCGACGCGGCCGUUAACGUCUUCAAGAGCCAUGGUUUCUCUCAAUCCCAGAUCUCGGGUAUCAUUAGGAAGUGCCCUACGCUGAUUCUGGCGAGUCCUGAGAGGACCCUCUUGCCCAAAUUGAAGUAUCUGCGCUCUGUCGGCUUUUCCGGCUCUGACCUGGCGCCAAUGAUCACCUUUGCUCCCUACUUUUUGACUAGGAGCUUAGAGAAGCACCUCAUCCCCAAUUUCAGUAGGCUGCGGGACUUCCUUGGGUGCAAUAAGAGCGCGGUUACAGCUAUUAGACGCAGUCCAAGAAUAUUGUUACAUGGUUUCGAGGCUACAGUUGAUCGUGUCGUCAAGAUUUUGAGAGAUAAUGGAGUGCGUGAAUCAAGCAUUAUGUGGUUAGUUAAGUUUCAUUUAAGGAAGUUGAUGAAUUCGUACGAUCACCUUGAGAAAAUUGUGGAGAAAACCAAGGGGAUGGGCUUUGAUGAUCCUUCUGCGGCAAAGUUCGCUGUGGCUAUGGUAGCAGUCAUGGGGAUGAGCGAAUCAACUUGGGAGAGGAAAGUGGAUGCUUACAGCAGGUGGGGUUGGUCUAGAGAUGAUGCCAUGAGUGCUUUUGUGAAGAGUCCUUGGUGCAUGACAUUGUCUGAGGAAAAAAUAACCGCAGUGAUGGGAUUCUUUGUCAAGGAAAUGGGGUUUGAAUCUUCCUUUCUUCUGCAACAUCCUACCUUGAUGUCGCUGAGCUUAGAAAAACGGAUUCGUCCUCGAUGUUUGAUUUUUAAACAUUUGUCGUCACAUGGUUUGAUGAAGACAAAGUUUGGCUUGACUACCCUGUUGACGAUUUCUGAUAAAGAUUUCCUGGUGAGGUUUGUGACCCCUCAUAUAGGGGUAGCUCCAGAAUUGCUGGAUAUAUAUCAGGAGAAGAAGCAUAUGGCGAUGGGGGCACUGGUUCCAUGAAAUGGCACAUGGUACCAAAUAAUUCGUUUGUCCCUCUUUCAUUUAAGAAUUUUUCCAAAUUGAGAAGCUUUGGGAAAGUGCCAAAAGGAACGAGGAAACCAUAGCUAUGAAUGCUUGGAAGUCUCAAUCUUCUGAUACACAGCAAUCUUCAGAGUGACAGCUGUGCCAACUUCAAGACCGCGAGACUGGACUUGGUCAUUCACUUCUUCAUGAACAAUGGCCUUCUAUUGAUACCAGAUCUCGCAGAUCAUUAGGGACACUUCCUCAGGUGAUUGUGGCCAAUCCUGGGAGGGAACCUUUUGCCCAAAUUCAAUUAUGUGUUCUCUCGGCUUUUCCUACUAUGAUCUGGCCAAAGUCAUCACCGCUUUUCAGGUGUUAUGAAGUUGAAGCAAUCUUUUCAUGACGAGACCAAGAUAUGAAGUUGCAUAAUUUAUGGUUUAUGUUACGUAUUUUAACUUAUGUUGUCUUUUUUUAUUUCAUGUGUUUGUCUUCUACGAUUUGUCAUUCUUUGCAAGUGAUGAUUUUUAUUAUUACCUUAUCUUAGAUUUAUGUUUGUUAUGUAUCGAUAUUUAUAGUUUGAUUGCGUAAUAUCGCAUUAUCGAUGGAUAUAUAAUUUGAAAGAA